Suricata suricatta (meerkat) is the source of this 4794-nucleotide messenger RNA. It is a transcript of the gene SMIM5, whose product is annotated as small integral membrane protein 5. The record is from RefSeq and is a predicted model, not a curated record. The transcript has 3 exons. Bases 3954 to 4334 code for a protein of 126 amino acids. NCBI's taxonomy places the organism in Eukaryota, Metazoa, Chordata, Mammalia, Carnivora, Herpestidae.
GAUCUGUAAGACAGCCCAGGCGGGGGGCGGGGGGAGGGAUCAGAGUCCUGCAGCCACAGCACAUACGUGGAUGGGGUCCCCCGAACCCAGGCCCUGAGCUGGAAUGGGAAGGUGAUACUUGCUUCCGGGGCUACGGGAACCAUCGCUAGCAGCCGCAAGUGCCUCUGCCAGCCCUGGAAAGCAGGACUGCUCCGGGUUCAAGCGUCUACCUCCCAUAGCAACUUGGAGCCACGGCAGAAGAAGGCAUUGUCUGAAGGCUUGAUGCAGUCAGUGCACAGUGGACAUCUCUGCCUUGCUGGUCAGGCCCCUGGACCCCGAAAAUCUGCCAUAAUCAUCAGUCUGCCUCCUGAUAGCUGUUUCUCAAACAAGACAAUGCCCUGUGGGGCAAGGGUGGCUGCAACCUUCCGUGACAAAAUGGCAGGGGCAGGGCAAGAAGCCCUUGGGGCCUGAGCCACCAACACUUUAUCAGUCACAAACACACCCGCCUGCUGCCUGUUCUUCCACAAGGGGCCUCUGGAAUUGAAGUAUCAGUUUUGCAAGGAGGAAACAGAGAAGCUUCAGUACCAAGUGGCAGUUGUCUGGCCUGCAGGACGUCCGCCUGCCCUGUCACAAGGUUUCCUGUGCCAGGAGAUGCCACACAAAUGUUUUCUGGUCCCUCUAGCUCGGCCAGCCUUCAUCUGUCUGGCUCACUUGCCCCCUCCAUUGGCUGCCAUUCCGGCCACAGAGCACCCUCCACAGGCUCCAGAAAGGGCCGUGCAGGCAGCCAAGGCUGCUUCCCCUCCUGGGACCGUGGGAAGCCACUUGCUUGGCUGCCUCUGACCCAAGCGCUCCAGAGCACCGGGCCGGGAGGGACUAGGAUUUCCCUGAUUCACGGGCAGGAAGCACAGUUUUGGAAGGAGUCUGGUGGAGUGAGAUACACCAGGAAGGUAUCUACGGUAUCCGUGUACACACUGACACAAACAAUCAUCAGUACCCCUUCUAGGCUCCCCUGCCUUCCUCCCUCCAAACCUGGGAACGUACAAGGGGUAAGAGCAGCCAGCCUCAGCACCCCCGCUCCCAGGGCCAGAGCUGGGAACACUUACUCCCUACAGGGCGAUGGCCAAGGGACAUGCCGCAAGGUCACCUGACGACGGCCGGCUAUACUGGGCACCAGGCAUCAGGCACCCCCGGGCCUCGCUUUAAAUAGACCGCCGGGAAGAGUGCCUGGGACCUGCUGGAAUGUGCCUCCUCCCUCUUAGGAGCACAAGGCCCCUCCAGCUCCCACAGUCCCCAUGAAGGCUUCUUCUGCUAGAGCCCAAGCUGGAAAUGGCAAAACAUCAACUGAAAAACAAAGGGCGCUCCCCUCAGCCUUCGGGGCAGAACAUCAGUGUCCAGUGGCUCCAUUCCAGCCCACAGAUGGACGGAAUCAGUGGGCAGCCCUGGGUGAGACCCUAGGGCUGGUACAGCUUGCCAAUUCAGUUCACCAGAGGGGCCGUGGGCACAGGGGCAUGAUGCCGCCCGUCCACAGCCACACGGCCUGCCACCGUGCACACUCCCCCUGAAGCGGGGCCCGGGCCCCUGGGUAGGACUCUGCAGCAUUCUGAUUACACAACACCCGGAGGAUGGCCGACUCCAGAGCCGAAGCUACUGAUCCGCAAAGCCCACCUUCCCAGCAGAGCAGAGCAACCUCAGCUCCACCCACCUCCUCCCUGCUCUAGAGAUCACACCCUUCAGACCGGCGGGGUCUCCACACCACUUCUCGCUCACAUGCAGAAGCCUUCCUCCCAUAAGCCCUCCCCAGGUCUCUGGAUGUGGACGCGCAAGUGACAAAGUUCCCCUUGCCCGGCUGGCCUCUGCCUGCUUCCUCUUUCAAGGAGUCUCUGCUGGCUACUUUAGGCCAUGCAGGCACUGGGCCAAACAGGCAGAAAAAGCCAGACCAAGUGUAGACAGACAGAAGAGGAGCCCAGCUCCUGAGCCCUGUGCAGACUCUCUCUGGAGCCCUGGCUGGCACUGCUGUUCUCUCCUCCAGGAACGCAGAGGAAUAGGCUCCUGGCAACAGGGGAAGUGGAUGCGCAGGGAGGCUCCGGAAUGAGGGGGGACCUCCUUGUGCAAGCCGGCUUCAUUGGUCAAGGAAGGGGGGCGCUAUUCAGUGUGGCCGGAGAAGAGGGGCCCUGUGCUUGGAAAGGAGUUUGGUGAACCUGAGACAGACAGACAGGUGCCAUCCAUCCCUUUGGUGACAAGUCACAUGUGGUUCCCAAAAGGCAGGUGUGGCCCUGGCCUCGUGAGUGAUGUGCCUGAAUGAAAACAGUGCCCCGGACUCGUCAGUGUGGAAUGGGGCUCAUCGUGCAGGCCACACCCGCGUCCAAAGGGCUCUGGGGCCCUGGUCCCUGCACUAGGCCCACCGUGUGGAUGGUGUCUGCAGAAAGCUGCUAUGCGGGCUCACUUAACCCGGCCGGCCACAGAGCAGGCUGCCUGACGCAGGCCUCCGUAAGGAGACAGCAUGAGGAAGCGGGAGGAGCCCGGCUCGGCCCCGUCCUGCUGUGUGGCCUCGAGAGUCUCCCUCCUGGCUGUUCCCCAGAUGUAAAGGGAGGCAGGAAUGGACGACACGUGGGAUUCCAGGAUCUCUUGCCUCUUUGUACACCUUACACCGGGGGUCCUGAUCUCCUUUGCAGCAAGGUGCUGACCCUGGAGCGGGGCAGGAGACAAGCUAGGAGGCUCUGACAGGAAGCCCUCUCGAAUCCUCCCCGGAACCAUCACCUGCCUGCUGCCCCCAACAUCGCUUCAAACAGCUCUCAUCUCUAGCUCCCCGUCCCCUUCCUUUCCCUCACACACCACAGACGUCCUGGGGACCAGGGACACAGACGAAACUCCCCAGGUCUCUGACAGGGUCCGGGGUGCAGGUGCGACGGUCCCCAGGCUUCCUGCGGUGGCCAGGCCGCACCCAGAGGGAAAGCCCGCUCGCUGGGCACCAAUGUGCACCAGGAUGUGUGCUUCCUAAGCCGUGCUUCCAGGGGGUCGAUCCUCCCAACGGCCCCAAGAGAUGGCUAUCUCAUCUUACACAAAAUGAGGAAAAGAAACAGACUCAGAGAGACAAAGUGACACAUCCCUGUCAUGAAAGUGGAAAGGGGCAGGCAGCAUUCAAAUCCAGGAUGACCCAAUGUUCCACGGGGGGCAGGCGACCUUGAGGAGGAGGAGAUAUAGAAGGCACGUGCCAGCUGCCACCCAGGUCUGGAAGGACUGAGGCAGAAGGGGGCCGGAAACAUCCUAUGUGACCACAGACAGGACGCACGAGGUCAGGAGGAGGUCCCGCCUUCCAAUGAUCAGCGCUGCUCCAAGGAGGAACAGGGCAGGCUGCCAGCGCAGGCGGGAUUCCCCCCACAUCUCACCCAGAGGGGCUCACGCAAAGGCUGCACGCCAGGAGGAGUGAAGGGAGCCAGGUACAGGGUAGGGGGUCAAGCCGAUGACCUUCGAGGAGGUUCGAAGACAUAUAGCUUACUGUGGCAAUCAUGCCAGGAGUGAUCAGCUUCUAAGACUGCAGUCACCUCGGGAGAACCUGCCUGGCUGACACACAGGACAAGGCGGCAGUAAUUGGAUCCUGAUGUCUGGCACAAGCCCUCGGCCACUGUUACCCUCCCUUGGAUUAGAGCUGCCUUGGUGAACAAGUUCAGGCUGGGGUGGCACCAGGCUGUCCCUCCCUGGUCUGUCCCUGAAGAGGCACUUGCUCCCUCAUCCCACAGGGGUGUCAGCCAGGCAGGUUCUCCUGAUGUACAGCUGGCCCAACUCACAGACUCAGCCUGGACCUUCACCUUCAACCUGUCGGGCACUUUUGGACAGGAAGAGGCUCUCGGUCACGGACCUGGAAGGCUGAGUUGCUACAUACCUGGGGCGAGGGUGAGGGCAAAGGGGACUCUCCUGGUCAGGCCAGAGGAGCAGGUCUGAGCCACCAGAGGAGGGGCUGGUAGACCAGCCGUGGGAUGUGUGAUCCAGUCCGAGAGGCCCCCUUGGGGAAAACUGCAGGGACACGGCAUUAUCUCUGCCUCCUCGGAGAACACCGUCAGGUGGGUGGGGACUCCUGGCCCUGUCUCUGCUCAGUGAGGCCUGGCAGGAGCCCGGCAGGAGCCCGAUGCACCAUGGCAGCCGCCAGCUUCGUGCAGGAGAUGCGCUCCAUGGGCGAGAAGCUGCUGCUCAAGCUGCAGAAGCUGCCCCAGGCCGAGCCUGUGGAGAUCGCGGCCUUCUCCGUCAUCCUCCUCUUCACAGCCACUGUGCUGCUGCUGCUGCUGAUCGCCGGCUGCUGCUGCUGCUGCCCUGAGCGCAGAGGCAGGAAGGUCCAAGUGCGGCCCAUGAGCCCCCCGUGAGGGGCAGAGACGAGGAGGAGAAGCUGGAGAUAAGGCUGUCAAAGCCAUGGUCCCACGUGCCAGCCUGGCCUCAGCCCGGGCCCUGCCCAGGAACCCGACACCUGCAGCCUUAUCGAGGAAACAAGGACUUGGUACGGCCACCAAACUGUCACCUGCCAGUGACUACCGGGUGCCGAGGAGGAAUCAGCUGCUUAAAACCCGGGGAAACAAGAACUGGGGAUUCUUUCCCAACCUGCACUUUCUAACAAAACACACAAGUGGGGGCCCCACAGUGGGAAGAGGAACAGCCUGCAAUGGUGGGGAGCCGGCCCAGAGGGGCAGCCGAACGGAGGGGCUCUGUGCAACGGCUGCUGGACCCCAGGCUUCCCACCAGUGGGGAGCACGUCAGUAUUCUAGCCCAGUAUUUGCUCGUUUUGGUCUCAGUAAAAGCUUUCUGGCUAUGUGUCUCUGCGACACCAGA